Rhinolophus ferrumequinum (greater horseshoe bat) is the source of this 5757-nucleotide messenger RNA. It is a transcript of the gene MTMR10, whose product is annotated as myotubularin related protein 10. The transcript has 16 exons. Bases 300 to 2624 code for a protein of 774 amino acids. Lineage: Eukaryota; Metazoa; Chordata; Mammalia; Chiroptera; Rhinolophidae. The record is from RefSeq and is a predicted model, not a curated record.
GGGAGCAGGGGAGCCCCGGGAGGCCACCGUCGGCUCCGAGUGCCCGGCCGCGCGGGUGCCUGAGCUGGGACGCGGGGAAACGCGCCUUCUCGAGUCCCCACUGGCCCGGUACAAACUUGUAAAACUCCGCCGCAGCCAUCCUGUGCCCGGAGACCUGUGGUCCGUCGUUUUGCCGCGUCAAGUCACCCAAGGGAGCGUUCGGAGCCGGAUUUAUUAGCCUGGGGACGGUCCCCACCGUAACCGCCCAUGUCGCUUGUGGGCAGCUGCUCAAAUAGAAGAGGUUACCUGUCUGUCACCAAAUGCGAACACCUGGAAGCAGCAUAGGCAGCUUUAAUAUUUCAUUGUCAGACUCCCAAGUGGAUCUUUUUAAAAACUUGACUGACGAUAAAAUUAAUUCGGAACCGAAGAUUAAAAAACUGGAGCCAGUCCUUUUGCCAGGAGAAAUCGUCGUAAAUGAAGUGAAUUUUGUGAGAAAAUGCAUUGCAGCAGACACAAGUCAGUACGAUUUGUGGGGAAAGCUGAUCUGCAGUAACUUCAAGAUUUCCUUCCUUACGGACGACCCAAUGCCGUUGCAGAAAUUCCAUUACAGAAACCUUCUCCUUGGUGAACACGAUGUCCCUUUGACGUGUAUUGAGCAAAUCGUCACAAUAAAUGACCACAAGAGGAAGCAGAAAGUCCUAGGCCCCAACCAGAAACUGAAAUUUAAUCCAACCGAGUUAAUUAUUUACUGUAAAGAUUUCAGAAUUGUCAGAUUUCGCUUUGAUGAAUCAGGUCCUGAAAGUGCCAAAAAGGUAUGCCUUGCAAUAGCUCAUUAUUCCCAGCCAACAGACCUCCAGCUACUCUUUGCAUUUGAAUAUGUUGGGAAAAAAUACCACAAUUCAGCCAGCAACAUUAACGGGGCACCCCCAGGAGCUGGCAGUGCAGCUGGCGGUGGCAGCAGCCAGAAAACGCCACUCUUUGAAACCUACUCAGACUGGGACAGAGAAGUCAAGAGGACGGGUGCUUCCGGGUGGAGAGUUUGCUCCAUUAACGAGGGUUACAUGAUAUCCACUUGCCUUCCAGAAUACUUUGUGGUGCCAAGUUCAUUAGCAGACCAGGAUCUGAAGACCUUUUCCCACUCUUUCGUGGGAAGAAGGAUGCCGGUCUGGAGCUGGAGCCACUCGAACGGCAGCGCGCUCGUGCGGGUGGCCGUCAUCAAGGACGUGCUGCAGCAGCGGAAGAUUGACCAGAGGAUUUGUAAUGCAGUAACUAAAAGUCAUCCACAGAGGAGUGAUGUUUACAAGUCAGAUUUGGAUAAGACUCUGCCCAAUAUCCAAGAAAUACAGGCGGCUUUUGUAAAACUUAAGCAACUAUGUGUUAACGAGCCUUUUGAAGAAACUGAAGAGAAAUGGUUAUCUUCACUGGAAGGUACUCGGUGGUUAGAAUAUGUAAGGGCGUUCCUGAAGCAUUCAGCAGAACUUGUGUAUAUGCUGGAAAGCAAGCGUGUCUCUGUGGUCCUCCAAGAGGAAGAGGGAAGAGACCUGAGCUGUAUCAUAGCUUCUCUCGUUCAAGUGAUGCUGGAUCCUUAUUUUAGGACAAUUACUGGAUUUCAGAGUCUGAUCCAGAAGGAGUGGGUCAUGGCCGGAUAUCAGUUCCUAGACAGAUGCAACCACUUGAAGAGAUCAGAGAAAGAGGCUCCCUUGUUCUUGCUGUUCCUGGACGCCACGUGGCAGCUGCUGGAGCAGCACCCAGCCGCCUUCGAGUUCUCCGAGACCUAUCUGGCCGUGCUGUGCGACAGCACACACAUCUCCGUCUUUGGCACCUUCCUGUUCAACUCCCCUCACCAGCGCGUGAAGCAGAGCACAGAAUUUGCUAUCAGCAAAAAUAUCCAGUUGGGUGAUGAAAAGGGUUUAAGGUUCCCCUCAGUUUGGGACUGGUCUCUUCAGUUUACAGCCAAGGACCGUACCCUCUUCCAUAAUCCCUCGUACGUCGGCAAGAGCACGCCUUGUAUACAGAACGGUUCUGUGAAACCUUUCAAACGGACAAAGAAAACCUACAGCUCCACGCUGCGAGGGCUGCCAGCCUCCCCCGAGAACGGGCUCCUCCGUGACCCAGAGUUCCUGCCGCGGAGAAGCUCCUUAAUCCUGAGGGGGAAGCCGGCCGCGCCGCAGCCCGCGGGCGGCCAGGACGCGGGUGUGGAGCGCUACUUCCGCGAGUGGCGGGCGCGGCCGGCCGACCCGCACGGCGUGCUGCUGCCGCAGCUGUCGGGAGCGCACAUCAAGCUGUGGAAGCUGUGCUACUUCCGCUGGGUGCCCGAGGCGCAGAUCGCGCGUGGGGGCGCCAUCACCGCCUUCCACAGGCUGUCGCUGCUGGCCGACGAGGUGGACGCGCUGAGCAGGACGCUGCGGCAGCCGGGGGCCGGGCCCGGGCCGGCGGGCCCCGCGGAGCAGGACCGCAGCAGGCUGUACUUCCGGGCGCGCGGCCCCCACGACACGCCGGCCACGCCCGAGUUCCUCUCCUCCUCCUUCCCCUUCUCUCCGGUCGGCAACCUGUGCCGGCGAAGCAUUUUAGGAACCCCGUUAAGCAAAUUCCUGAGUGGGGCCAAAAUAUGGUUAUCGACGGAGACACUGGCCAAUGAAGACUGAAACGGAGCGUUUUCUGAACUGGGGCGGAGCUACGAACAUUUUCCUCCGAGCGAAAGUGCUCAUCUAGGCGUUGGAAGCCCUCAUAAGUUUAUAUGUAAGAGGAACCGUUGAGAUUUGCACUAAUGUUUAAAAACAUCCGAAUUAUGCUCCCUUCACAACAGUUUUAGCAGAUAGGCAUAAACUUUUUUAUGUCCUCUUUCUGUCAUUUUAGGUCUGGCUCAUUUUUAGGUCAUUUGCAAGGAGACAUCCUCCCACUUUUAUUACUGUGAUCAAACUAGUCAGGUUUUGUCUGCAACCUUAAUUUUGUCUGCAUCCAUGUGCCUUGGCACCUGAUUAGCAACCCAGAGAAGCAGGUGUCAGGAAAGUUGAGAAGUUAGUGUUUUGUGUCUUUUUAAAGAAGCAUCGCUAACCCUCCCAACAGGCGUUGGUAGGUAUUCGUGUGCUUUUCUGGUCAGUCUAGUAUGAUUUCUAGUUGAACUCACCUGGGGUUCCGUGUUCCAACGCCCUAAUUUAUUGUAAGUCACUCUGUUUGGGACCGUAGAUCACUGUGUUGAAAACCAUGAGUUUGCUUUUUACUUCUUAGGACUAACUUUAAAACGAUAUGCACUGUUAACCUGACAAGCAUUUGCUGUAGGUGAUAGAACUAAGAAGUGCCUUUGACGUUAAUAGUAAGGUAUGAAGAACAGAGUAAAAUGUAAUUUGUUUUUAAAAUUAGGGAGUACAAAUCCCACUGCAUAUUACAAACAGGCUUUUCACACUGAGCUUCAUACCGAUAGCCAGGGGUCCCCAAAGCCACGUUUCCACCCCUCUGAGAGUUUCCGAGAACACAGCAGGCUGGGGGGUGGCGGGGCGACUGCUGACUGCGCUGCGCCCACCCUCAAAACCAGAGGGCUUCCCCUCAGUAUUUGCAGGGUGUGAACUACUGUUGGCACGUUCCCGGACAGUGACUGCUGAGCUGAGUCGUCAGGUCGCCUGCACCAAAGCCCCUCCUCCCUGAAAGGUCGUAAUGCUUAGGAAUAGAGCACAGAGAAUUAGAACGUGCUGCUCUCCAAAUACUGCCUUAUGAGGACAGGGUGACAACAGCCACCCCCGACUUCCCCGUCCCGCAGCCGUGGUAACAGGAGGCUGCGAGCAGGCAGGUGAUACAUUCUUGGUGUGCGGCUCCCUUGUUUUCAGAUUGUGUGACGUGAGCCUCACCAAGCUGUGUGUGGGGUCAGAGUGGCGCUUAUGGUGGCAGGGACGUUUGGCACAAUCCCACCCCCACACACACCCUCAUUCCCUGUUUAAAAGAUGUUUUCAAAUUUGGCGAUUUAGUUUCUUAAACUGCCAUCUUAAGCUUUACAACAUGUUUAUAGUGAAAUGUCUAGUUAGCUUACCUCCUUUUCUGAAACAAGUUUUUUCAAAAGUGUGUUUUACCUUUAUAUGGAAUGAAUAGCUGUUUCUAUUUGAAUUAUUUGUCUUUUUAAAAUUGUUUGAUAAUGUCUCGAUUUAAAGGGACAGAAGUUCCUAUACGGUGUCUUAGAAAAUUCCUCUUGUGGGUCAACCCAAUGUUUUUGCCAACUUGCCUAGAAAAUAAGGGCUUUUUUCAGUUUAUAUAAACAGCACCGUUGCCAUUAAACAUUUUAUAGUCUUUGAUUGGAAACCAGUCUCAAUCCCCCUAAAACACCACAGCAUGUCCUGCCAUUGAAAGUGUAGUAAUUCUCCCUUUUUCAUUAAGCUGCUUUUUUACUACAAAUUGUUCUAAAUUUGUUACCUCGGGGGUGAGGGAGACAUGAGCAUUUAUUUCUCUAUAAUUUUCUUCCCUCACACAUUUAUUUCAACUUCUUUAGUAAUUAUUUUAAUUUACAAGUUUAAAAACAAUUAGGUACUAUUAAUACUGUUUUAAAAUAGAAAAUGUGCAUAUUUUUAUAUGAUAAUCAAAUGCAGUAAAAUACGGUUUUUCAUGUUAUUUUUGCUGGACAGUUGUAUCAUGAUUAUUGUGCCACAAUUUAUCAUGCAUAAUAUGAAAAAUAAUUCCAACGGUUUUAAGUCCUGGCCACGGCAAAGCUCUGAACCUCUGCUAGCAACAGGGUGACACGGUAACGGAGUCCAGACUGUGACCCUGUGCCACCUGGAUGUCACACAGCUUGGACUUCCCAGUAUUGAACCUAAAGAUGUACAAUGUCUUACUGUUUUGUGACAGGAACCAAUUUAAAACCAAAAAUGUCCUAACUUUAUUUAAAUAUAUCAUUCGUGCUCACAGAAGGUGAAAACAAUUCUGUACAUCUUUCAACAGAAUCUGCUGAAGCAGUGACGUCAAGUCGUUAAAAGCUGCCCUUGAGGGAAAAGCAAGGCCUCUGUGCCUAAGAUUGACUUGGGUUACAGAAGGGUGAGUGGGGAGGCGAGGGGCCUUGUUGAGCAGCAGUGAACGUGAAGGACGUUCUGAAUGCUCAGCAGAAGCCCCACAGAACGGUUUGGUGUAGUUUCCAUCAUGGGUCAUCCACAAGAACCCGACCGGAGGACGGGAGGCAUUUCUUCUAACCGUACACGUGUGUGCCGUGCGCUCAGCAUCUGCUUGUCCCAGAAGCAGAGAUGGCGCGCCUCUAGGCUGCGGGUGAGGCCGUGUGGGUAUGGGGGCCAUGCCCUGACUUGCCGUCCGUUUAAUAAAUAAAGCCGGAGUAACAUCUCCCGAAGGCCCCAGAACCAGUCUGUGGGAGACGGGGAUCCCCGCCCCUGACUCGUGGGCCCCUCGCUCUGAUAAGUGCCCUCCCCCCUUCCCGGUGAAGUCUCCCUGCAGAGGUGACCCGCAGCCCAGUGUCGACCCCCGACCCGUCAGUGCGGAUGCCCUCAAGCAGCGGGAUGAGGCGGCCAGCUGCCUUUGAUGACGAUCUCAUUCCUGUGGUCAUUUGGCCGGUGACAGAGCAAGCACUGGCAGAUGUACCAGGUUAAAGGAACUUCAUGAGAAUUCGUUUAGUUCCUAAAGAAAUCAGAAUUUCAACUGUGUACACCCUUCUUGGAUAAUCAUAAAGCGAAUUUUAACAGCUGAGUGUGCAAAACAGUAUAGAAAAACUUAGAUCAAUUCAAGAACCUGUUUCCAAUAUACUUAUGAAAAAGAAACGCUGUGCAUACGACUUUUAUAAAAGCUGUGAAUCAC